UCUGUACUUCGAGAAAAUGCCUGAACCAGCCAAGUCCGCGCCCAAGAAGGGCUCCAAGAAGGCCGUCACCAAGGCUCCCGGCAAGGGCGGUAAGAAGAGGCGUAGAGGGAGGAAGGAGAGCUACGCCAUCUACGUCUACAAGGUGCUCAAACAGGUGCACCCUGACACUGGCAUCUCCUCCAAGGCCAUGAGCAUCAUGAACUCAUUCGUCAACGACAUCUUUGAACGCAUCGCAUCGGAGGCGUCCCGUCUCGCUCAUUACAACAAGCGGUCGACUAUCACAUCCAGGGAGAUCCAGACCGCUGUGCGUCUCCUGCUGCCCGGUGAGCUGGCUAAGCACGCAGUGUCUGAGGGCACCAAGGCCGUCACUAAGUACACCAGCUCCAAGUAAACUGCUCCAGUAGAACCCCAACAACCAACGGCUCUUUUAAGAGCCACACACCUCCUCUGCAGAGCAAGCUACCUUUUUAAUGUACCUAUUUCUUCACUGUAAAUGAAGUAAUGUAAGUAGAAGUUUAGAUAAUUGUAGGCAUCAUCACUUGUACAAAGUCUAUGAAAUGAAAAAUUAAUUAGAACCUACAUGUAGCGUGACGUGUCACAGCUAUGUAAGUCCAAGUAUUAUAAGUAUUACAUUAUAAGUAUUAUAUAAGUCCAACUAUUCUUAUAACAAUGUUGGUAUUAAUACCAAUAUGUUGGUAUUACAAAUUUCCCCACUGAGGGACAAAUAAAUGCAUAUCUUAAUAUCGACAUUUGACUGAUUGCACGGGA
This is a messenger RNA of Doryrhamphus excisus (bluestripe pipefish), 768 nucleotides long. RefSeq names its product histone H2B. Gene Ontology annotation, molecular function: structural constituent of chromatin; DNA binding; protein heterodimerization activity. Gene Ontology annotation, cellular component: nucleosome. NCBI's taxonomy places the organism in Eukaryota, Metazoa, Chordata, Actinopteri, Syngnathiformes, Syngnathidae. The record is from RefSeq and is a predicted model, not a curated record.